AUGGCAUCUAGGACGUCGUCAGCGAUCUCGCUCACGAAGACCAUCAUUGGUGCUGGCUUGCUCUCCAUGCCCCUUGCGUUUUCUACCGACGGAAUUGUGGUUGGAGUGAUUAUUAUUCUUGUCGCAGCAAUCACUUCUGGUUAUGGGCUCUUUCUUCAGGCUUACGUGUCUCGAUAUACGUCUCCUGGACACGCCACGUUCUUUGCAUUGAGCUCGCUCACUUACAAGUCACUUUCCGUUGUUUUUGACUUGGCAAUUGCAAUCCAGUGUUUUGGGUGCGCGAUUCUGUACCUAGUAUUGGUCGGAGAUAUCAUGCCAACGAUCUUUGGGUCACCGUUCUGGCUGCCCAAAGUGUUCUGGAUUUUGGCGAGUACCUUUGUGUGCGUUCCGCUUUCGUUUCUACGGAAUUUGGACUCGUUGAAAUACAGUUCCAUUUUGGGUCUUGCCGCUAUUGCGUAUAUGUCGAUUUUGGUGAUUUUCCAUUUCUUUCUAGGUGACGCCUAUGUUCCAGGAGAGCGCCAUUUGGUGCCACAGAGUGCGUGGGGCGUUUUUUCCACAUUUUCUAUCAUCGUUUUCGCUUUCACUGGCCACCAGAAUAUGUUCUCAAUUAUCAAUGAAGCGUCAGAUCGGUCGCUUCAAGGCCUAACUUCGCUCAUCACAACCGCCAUCUUAGCAUCUUCAGGUCUUUUCGUGGCUGUUGGGCUUGCUGGAUAUUUGACUUUUGGCGAUUUGGUUUCGGGAAACAUCAUCUUGCUGUAUUCGCAUUCUUUGUCUGCCACGAUUGGAAAACUUUGUAUUGUUUUCAUGGUUUUGUUCAGCUUUCCCUUGAUGCUCCACCCUGCGAGAAUCAGCGUCAACAACAUAUACCAAUGGCUCAUACUGCCUAAAGAAUCGAGUGUUGAAAUCGACGACGAGACUCCACUUUUGGAAUCGCAAGCUCCCUCGCCUCCCAUAAAAAAAACGUUUGUUCCUUUGACGGUGAUUCUCCUCGUCGUGGGCUACAUAUUGGCUGUAAGCGUCAAGUCUUUUGCCCUAGUUUUGGCGGUUGUGGGCGCAACAGGAUCCACUGCAAUUUCGUUCAUUCUUCCAGGACUUUUCGGCUACAAGCUUAUCGGAUCGGAGCUGGCAAUUAUAAGUCGAUAUGAGAAAUUGUUGAAAACCUUAUCGCUUCUUCUUGUGGUUUGGGGUGUUGUGGUGAUGGUGGUGUGCUUGUACGUUAGUUUGCGAUAG
This is a messenger RNA of Meyerozyma guilliermondii ATCC 6260, 1230 nucleotides long. RefSeq names its product Avt7p (gene AVT7). The transcript has a single exon. The coding region runs from base 1 to 1230 and encodes 409 amino acids. Gene Ontology annotation, biological process: amino acid transmembrane transport. NCBI's taxonomy places the organism in Eukaryota, Fungi, Ascomycota, Pichiomycetes, Serinales, Debaryomycetaceae. The record is from RefSeq and is a predicted model, not a curated record. Gene Ontology annotation, cellular component: fungal-type vacuole membrane. Gene Ontology annotation, molecular function: L-tyrosine transmembrane transporter activity; L-glutamate transmembrane transporter activity; L-serine transmembrane transporter activity.